AUGUUCGGAUCAUCAUUUGUUAGAAGUAACGGUUCAACAACAUCAACACCACCAUCACACUUCAAAGAUUCAGCCAGAAAUGCCAUUUAUCAACAAUUACCUGUGGUCAAUAAUAAUCUUCAAACUCCAAGUAUACGAUCAGCCCCUUCCAUACAACAACAUAAACAUCAAUCAUUUAAAUCCCUGAAUUCAAGUGUUUUCAGUAAAAGAUCAGCCCGAUCAGCUCCUUCAAUAUAUUCAAGUUCUACUGCCACCAUCCCUGAAGAUAGUGAGCCUAUAGGUAUAACAAUAGAACAACUUGUUAAUGAUGUUCAAUAUCAUGAAAAUUUUUGUAAAGAACAAAUCGAAAUUAGAAUUCAUGAAGGCGUUAUGAGACCAGAAGAAGUUGAAGAAGAACAAUAUAAGAUAAGUCUUGGAUCAGAUUUGAAUUAUCAAAACCCAGAGAAUUUAUUAGAUUGGAAUUUAAAUGUCACAAGAUGUAAAUUACUUUUGACCCAAUUACCCAUAAUAUCAUCAAUACCCGAUUUCUCCUAUUUACCAAAUUCAUUACCAUUAUUAGUGGGAGAUUUAUCACAAAAAUGUCAUUUGAUUCUUCUUCAACCUUAUAUCACUGAUAAAGAAUUAAUUCAUAUACUAUAUAAUUCUAAUAUUUAUGAGGAACAUAAUUUAGAUAAUAAUUUUAAGAAAUCAGUAGCUGAAGUAAGUGUUAAACAAUCAAGAUUAUUACAAAUAAAUUCCCCUACCAAAAAUAAUCCUAUAAUAUCAGUUGAUAAUCAAGUUGGAUUGGAAUUCAAAUAUAAGGAAAUAGCUAUACGGAAUUAUUUAAUAAAUUUAGCUGCUGCUGCCACGACUGCUUACGAGUAUAAGAAACAACUGGACGAAAUGAAACGUCAAUUAAGAAUUACUGACAAAAAAGCUAAAAUUUCUAAAGAGGAUAAGAAAUUAUUAUGGGAUAGAACAAGACUGGAUGUAUUCAGAAGAGCUGGCUUAGAAGAAUAA
Molecule: messenger RNA, 999 nt
Organism: Yamadazyma jaroonii
Lineage: Eukaryota; Fungi; Ascomycota; Pichiomycetes; Serinales; Debaryomycetaceae
Source: the annotation of a GenBank genome assembly